This is a messenger RNA of Laetiporus sulphureus 93-53, 321 nucleotides long. Its product is annotated as mitochondrial cytochrome c peroxidase. The record is from RefSeq and is a predicted model, not a curated record. Gene Ontology annotation, biological process: response to reactive oxygen species; hydrogen peroxide catabolic process; cellular response to oxidative stress. The annotation marks the transcript as partial. Gene Ontology annotation, molecular function: heme binding; peroxidase activity. NCBI's taxonomy places the organism in Eukaryota, Fungi, Basidiomycota, Agaricomycetes, Polyporales, Laetiporaceae. The transcript has 2 exons.
UUCAACGACCAGGAAUCUGUAGCUCUAUCUGGUGCACAUGCCGUCGGCCGUUGCCACCGCGACCGUUCCGGAUUCGACGGCCCCUGGACGUUCUCGCCAGUAACAGUCAGUAACGAGUACUUCCGCCUUCUGCUCAAAGACAAAUGUGUCUGGAGGAAGUGGGACGGCCCCAAACAGCUCGCAGACAAGACCACCGGCACACUGAUGAUGCCAUAUGCUUGCUCUUCCUCGGAUUACGCACUCGUUCAGGACAAGACGUUCAAGAAGUACGUCCAGGCGUAUGCCAAGGACCAGGACUUGUGGUUCCAAAUAACAAAGUAA